AUGUGUCUCUUGUCAGCUGGAGUUUUCAUUGCCACUUUAUCAGUGGUGAAUGCACAAAAUGAGUGGAUUUAUGCUCACAUAUUCCUCAACUGUUGUUCGUGGGUCAUCUAUUGUUCAGUACUUGUAGUUGUUGGCGUGAUCACUACUAUCAUCGCCUAUUGUGUCUGCAAGAACAGAGGGAAGAGAAAAGUGGCAUCCAAAGAACAGCCUCCCCAUUGGACAUACACGGUUCAAACUGACUCUAUGGGACCUGCUGUUGGAUUCGACUACUCCCUGUGUUCGGACGGCAUUACCAUCCAGCCAGACGGGACUUCCAUUGUAAGAACAUACAACCAGCCCAUCAAGCGUACACACGGCGUCUUGGUAGGGAAACCUUUGACCGAGGGCAAACACGUCUUCGAAUUUAUUUGGCCGACCAAUCAACGAGGCUAUAAUGCCUGUUUGGGUGUUGCGACCAAAGAUGCGCCCUUGGACAGCCAAGGACUGGUCAGCUUGGUUGGUCACACUGAUCUGUCCUGGGGUUGGGACAUGGUCAGAAGACGGACCAUCCGCGAGGGGAAGGUACAGUCUACUUACCCCUCCGCCGCUCUGAACACGGCCAUCCCAGACAAGGUGCUGAUGUACGUGAAUACGGACACGUGCACCGUGGCCUUUGGUACGGAUGGUGGCGUGUACUGGGGCCUGGCUUUCACCUAUCAAAAGACGGGACACACCCUCUACCCUAUGGUUAGUGUGAACCACCCCAUGGGAUUAGUGAGAAUGCGCUACCUUGGGAAAGCGUCUUUGGGUCCUUAUCCCGGCCCUGCUGGCUUAAAUACAGGUCAACAGAUGCCUCUCGCCUCUGGUGGAUACCAAGGCCAGACCUACCCCGGCACCUACCCUGCAACCCUGAAGCCAGAGCACCUUCCUAUUGCUGCAGUUUCUCAGACAGCAGGGGGCGCGCAGUGCGAUCUCCCACCGUACAAUCAUACUGUUCCAAGCGAACAAAUCCUGUACGGAGCCGAGGCGCCUCCAAGUUAUGAAGCCGUGCAAGAACAAGACGAUAUAGACAGACAGAACAACGGUGGAGAGACAAGAGAUGCAGAUGGACGCUCAAGUGAUCUUUACAAUGGCAUGUCCACUACUACACCUGGUUAUUCUCAGGCUGGGCCUCAGACCACAUCUACAGCAAGUGCGCCACCUACAGGCCAUGGCCAAUAG
Lingula anatina is the source of this 1200-nucleotide messenger RNA. RefSeq lists its product as uncharacterized. The record is from RefSeq and is a predicted model, not a curated record. Gene Ontology annotation, molecular function: protein binding. Gene Ontology annotation, cellular component: SCF ubiquitin ligase complex. NCBI's taxonomy places the organism in Eukaryota, Metazoa, Brachiopoda, Lingulata, Lingulida, Lingulidae. Gene Ontology annotation, biological process: proteasome-mediated ubiquitin-dependent protein catabolic process.